This is a messenger RNA of Lactuca virosa, 615 nucleotides long. The record is from the annotation of a GenBank genome assembly. Lineage: Eukaryota; Viridiplantae; Streptophyta; Magnoliopsida; Asterales; Asteraceae.
AUGUGUGUUGCUGCGGAUCUACAUCAUGUGAAGAUUACAGGAACUGCUCAUGGAUUGGAUGCCGUGUUUUACAUAUUUCAGCUUAUGAGGGCUGUUCUUUUGUCAACCGUGAUUGUGUUGAUUGGUGCAGGAUGGUUUUUCUGGAAGCCAUUUUUGAAACGAGAGGAAAAACUGGUUUUGAUGAUUGUGAUCGUGCUUGAGGUUUGGGCUAAUGCAGAUCCAAUAUUGCCAUGGGAAGCUGCUGUACCUUAUAAUAAAGAAAACGGGUCACUGGCAGAUGUCAUCUACUGCUUUGCUAUUUACUUCUCCAUAGCGUUGUCGAGUAUCUUGUUGGAUGAGAUUCGUGAGACUGAUUUGAAUGGUGAUCGGAAUUCGAAUAAGUUGUGGUUAUUUAUGAUGUUGACUAUUGUGUAUGUGCUCAUUACGAAGCUUUUUCUUCUUGCAUUGUCUACACGGUGGGAGGUUUAUGUGGUAAAGGAGACCACCAUUCUUGUGUUCUGUAUGUCGAUUCUUUACAUUUUCAGGCCAGUUGAUAGGGCGAGAAUCACAAAUGCUGUGGAGACUACUGGGCUUUCAACUUCCAAUUCGAUUUCUUGUUUUUAUACUCCUGUCUAG